AUGGCGAUCACUGCUAAGUGCCACAAGCUCCUGGAGGCCGAAAUCCUUCAGCGGUCUUCCCAGAUUGUUUCGGUCGUCGACAACCAAGCAUACAUCUUCGGAGGAGAGCUGCGGCCGCGUGAGCCUCGAGACAAUGUUGUAUAUGCCGUGUCUUUAGACAAUGCCACUGUCUCCAAAGCUACUCAGCCUCAAGCACUGCAAUCCCCCUCCGCACGCGUCGGAACAGCAUCUGCGACACUCAAUGAAAAAAUAUAUCUAUUCUCCGGCCGCGGUGGAGUCGCAAUGGCCCCGAUCGAAGAACAGGGCGCGAUCUGGGAAUUUGACACUUCCACUUCCACUUGGUGUCUGGUCAAACCCUCAACAAUGAACUCGACUGCAGUCCCGGCUGCUCGUAGCUAUCAUUGUAUGACCAGUGACGGCAAGGAUACACUCUACAUCCAUGCCGGAUGUCCCGAGUCCGAACGACUAUCAGACCUGUGGGCUUUCAAUGUCUCGCGCAAGGAAUGGACUGAGCUUGCACCUGCAUUCGAUCCCCCUCGUGGCGGUACAUCAAUUACCUUUACGGAUGGAAAGUUGUAUCGUAUGAACGGUUUCGAUGGGAAGACUGAGCAGGGUGGAAACCUGGAUAUUUAUACUCCGGAGACCAACUCUUGGGAAGCCCAUGUGUAUGCUCCCGAUGGAAAGGAUGGUCCAACUCCACGCAGUGUUAGCGCUUUGUUGCCGGUCCCUGCUAGUGGUCGGUCUUGUCUGAUUACCUUGUUUGGAGAGCGAGAUCCUAGUUCAUUGGGUCACCAGGGUGCCGGAAAGAUGCUGGGUGAUGUGUGGAGCUUUGACAUUGGGAAUAAGAAGUGGGAGCAGGUGGAUCUGCAAGGUAGCGAACUUCCACUUGCACGGGGCUGGUUUGAUGCUGAUGUCGCGGCCUCAAAUGCCAUUAUCGUUCAUGGUGGACUGGGAGAGUCGAACGAUAGGCUUGGGGAUGUCUGGAAGCUUGAAUUCGAGUAG
Molecule: messenger RNA, 1002 nt
Organism: Penicillium subrubescens
Lineage: Eukaryota; Fungi; Ascomycota; Eurotiomycetes; Eurotiales; Aspergillaceae
Product: Kelch repeat protein
Exons: 2
Coding region: 1-1002 (333 amino acids)
Molecular function (GO): protein binding
Source: RefSeq, a predicted model, not a curated record